AUGACAGACAUUCGAAAUGUGAGAGGCAGGCCAACAACCAAGGCCGACGGACCAGGCAGAGAUGAUAAUCAAUGCUUAUCAACCCGUCCAAGCCAGCAGACCCAGGAGCCCACCCACCACUCACACAGCGGGUGUCCACAAAUGGGUUCUAUAGUGCUGCACUAUGAAUUAAAAUCUGGCAAGAUAGAAGAGGUGUUUGGAUCUGCUUGCCAACAACUCCCUGAGUUUGUCUGUGAAAAGGGAUACAGGGUUACUUUGAAACUGGAGUUUAAUAAGGAUGACUUUGAUGAGAUGCAGCUGACCAUUGAACUGCUUGGCAGUGAGAUCUUCACCUACCGCACGUCCACCCAGAGUUGCGAGGUGUCCCUCUCCAGCACGAGCCCAGGGUCCGUCAUUAUCUACAUGCCACGCACAAAGAGGCUAGACACUGCGUGGAUAGACGAAUAUGGAGAGAAGGUUACCUGCUCCUACACUCCAGGCAUUGAGGAGUCCCAGUUGACCUGUGAGGUCUUCAUCAGCUGCAGCAAGGAAGACCUGCCUCUUGCCAAGAAACUGUCUGAGUACCUGCUUAGGCAAGGCUUCUCUACACUGAUAACCAAGGCAGCGUACACAUCUGAAGGACCAGCGUCCACAAGUGUCGGGUAUUCUGGGGCUCGAGUGGUCAUCUUGUGCUGGUCAGCAGCAUACUUGAUCGAUCCGUUUACCUGGAAUGAGGCCUUUGCUGCGUACAACAGCAAGAAGUCCCUGGUGCCAGUGCCCAUGGAGCGGUCAGUGCGGUCAGUAGGCCGCAGGGAGGCCUGGAUGGACCCACUUGUAGAUCAGCUCAAGUACAACUUUGACCCUGUCACUGAGGAAGACAAGUUGAUAGCGUUUUUACAGGAGAAGUUGACAGGCCUUGGUGUUCAGCCAGGCAAGAGAGGUCUAGCCAACAAUAGGGUCUCACUGCACAGUGCCCUGGAGGCCAAACUGCUGGCGGGGAAAGCCCAUGUGGAGAACACUCUCUUCCAGACUGGAGGAAUUAACUACUCGGGUGCUUCGUUCAUUACACUGCCGAGGCAGAUACAUGCCGACCUGCUGAAGUACCCAAGCUUACUGUCAGUGAAGGAGGAUCAAAGCUUCCGUCUGCUCUGUUACACCAGAAGUAAGAUCAGUGACGCCAUGUCAUUUGGCGGCGGCCAGGCGGUACCCGAGUCAUGGAGUGUCUACCGGAUGAUUCACCUCCUGGACAGCGCGGGAGUGCAUCUUGAUAGCAGCACGCUGACUGACCUGUACAGCAAGGCAGGACAACUCUUGUGGGCAUGGCUGAUGAUCUUUAGGAUGCUGCCACAGGUGGAGCUGCCAAAGAAUGUGGACAAGUUUCUUCCUGCAGACCUGAUACAUGCCAUGCAGCCUGCGCAGCUGGACGCUGGUCUGCGUGACUUACUGGAGGUUUUCUAUUGGCACCUGCUGACCUGCAUACGACCUCUCAAUCUCCUUGAUACCUUCAACGAUUCCACAGCACUUCUCAAGCAAGCUCAGGUCCUGCAAGCUGUCUCCAAGGAGAACCUGGCCCAGACUGGAUGCAUGCAGGUGGAGAGUAAACUGAACACAGAGAAUGUGCUCUUCAUUUGUGAGGGGCAUGAAGCAUCAGUGCGCAUGGAGGAGGGCCUUGUCACAAUCCUCCCAGAGGUAUACGGCAAGUACUCCAUGUUCCUGCUGUCAGUAGACGUUCCUGCCAACAAGAUGAAAGAGCUUCCAGAGGAACUGUUCACCGCCCUGCCAAACCUGGCUGAGUUUGACUGCUCCAAUAAUUUCCUGGAGGCCAUCCCAGGCUCCAUUGGGAAGUGCAGGAACUUGUACAGUCUCUCUUGUGCCAACAACAACCUCCGUGACCUGCCGGCCACUCUGACCCAAUGUAAAGGCCUGCAGAGACUGGACAUCUCCGAGAACCUCAUGGCGGCUAUUCCACCCGUAGUGCCAAAACUGACCAGUCUACAGCGCCUGUACGCCAACAGCAUGUUCCUCACUGCACUCCCAGAGAACAUCGGCAACCUGUAUAAUCUGGAGAAACUCUAUGCCAAUGGGAACUGCUUCACCAGCCUGCCUGAAAGCUUCUCACGGUUGCAGAGUCUUAAUGACCUUGGACUGUAUGGUGUGCCUUGGCUGCCCGCUCUCAAACCUGGCAAGGUGAUGUCAUACGAGCAGUUCCUGGCCAAACUCAAGAUGUGGAAGCUGGAUCGCUGGUUGGAGGCUCCAGAGCACAAAAGUACCAAGGAUAGUCUGUUCAAGUUCUUUGACCAGGACUCCAAUGGCGUACUGGAUGCUGAUGAGGUGGGCAAACUGAACGCAUAUCUCUUCAGUAUCUUCCCUCGCUUCGGUUACAAGGGCACUGAACCUCCAGAGGAUGACACGCCCAGUGGGUUCCCCAUGGAGAUUCUAGAGUGCCACAACCUGGAGUACAUCAACCUGUACUUCCAGGGCUUUGUGUCCGUCCCACCGGAGAUAGGCAACCUGCAGGAGUUGAAGAUGUUCAACGUGAGCCACAACCCCAAUCUGCUGACAAUCCCCGCAGAGGUCGGCACCAUCUCCUGCCUCACACGACUUGAGUUGGAGUCAUGUCCCCUUUUAAAGACGCCUCCAAAGGAGAUACGAGCAAAGGGUUUUACAACAACAUUUGCGUACCUAAGGCGUCUCAUGUCUGGUUCCCUGCCAUGCAAACGCACAAAACUGAUGUUGGUAGGACUGGGUGGAGCUGGUAAAACCAGUCUUGUGCAAGCCCUGUUGUCCAAGGACAAGAAGGCCAAUCUCACCCACGGGGAGGCCAUCACAGAUGGGAUUGACAUCUCUAACUGGACUGUGAGACAUAAUGACGAGUCGCUUACAUUCAGUGUGUGGGACUUUGCAGGACAGACUGUCUACUACAAUACACACCAGUUCUUCUUGUCCAACCGUGCCGUGUACCUGUUGCUAUGGAAUGUCCGUCUUGGAUACGAGCAUGCAGGCCUAGAUUUCUGGCUGAGCUCUAUCACUGUUCAGGCUCCAAAGGCACCAAUAUUUGUGGUUGGAUCACAUGUAGACCAGGUGAGCAAGUAUGAGAUCCCUAUGAAUGAGAUGAGGGCACGCUACAAACAGAUAGCAGGCUUCUACUUUGUCAGCUCCUAUACUGGACAGGGUAUAGAGGAGUUACAGAGAGAUCUGUUUGAGAAGACCCUGGAGCAGCAGUAUAUGGGAGAACAGAUCCCGGAGGUGUGGCUGCAGUUUGAGAACAACGUCAUUGCUGCACGGACGGACAGCAAUGUGAUUGAGUAUUCAGCCCUAGAGAAGAUGGCAAAUGCUUCCGGGGUCUUUGAUAAGACAGAGGUGUUCCAGGCAGUUCAGUUUCUCAAUGACCUGGGCAGUCUUCAGCACUUCACAACAGAGAGCCUGAAGUCCAAGGUCGUCAUCAACCCUCAGUGGAUUGUGGAUGUGAUGGCCUGUGUUGUGUCCGUAAAAAACUCACCCAUACAGGAUGGUGUGUUGAAGCACAGUGACAUUGGGGUUGUCUGGAAGGAUUACCCAGCAGAGCUGCAUGACUGGUUACUCAAACUCACCGAGGCUUAUGACCUCACAUUCCCCCUGGAUGACAAACCAGUCAACCUUGUGCCGUGUCUGAUGCCAGAGAAACAACCUGAUCUUCACUGGGAGGAUUUAGAUAAAGACUCGCCUAUCAAGGAGAACAAGAUGAUCUACAAGUUUGACUACCUGCCUGCAGGCCUCUUUAACAGAGGACAGGUACGUCUGCACCAGAUCUCGGACAGCGCCCUCAUCUGGAAAAGAGGCUCGUACCUCAAGAAGAACUCUCAUGUGGCCCUACUGCAGCAGACCAGAGAGUCUGAGCUGAUCCUGCGCGUGCAGGGACCGCGUCCAGAGAACAUCAUCUUCCUGGUGCAUGAGGUGUUUGAGGGGCUUAUAUCCGAGUCAUUCAGGGGCGUCACCUACGACUACCAGAUACCGUGUCCUGACUGCCUGAAAAUCGGAGCUAAGGAGCAGCACAUGUUUUCUGCCUCCACAAUUCGUCGAGCCAUCGCAUUGAAGUCCCCGUUCCUUCAGUGUGGCACCUACUUCCAUGUGACGUCAUGCGUAGACCUGCAAGCGUGCAUGCCCCCUGACAGCCACAGUGACUUUGACCUUCACCUUGUUCAGUCCAUCCGUAACCUGCGUGAUCUCCGCAAGGACCUGGCUGCAGAUAUUUUCAUGUCCUACUGUGCAAAGAAUGCCCCAAGUAAUCGUGCCUCGGUCAUUCACCCUGCUACAGUGCAUGAGGACCUUACAAAGGCAGGAUACAAAUGCUGGUUCCCGAAACCCAACGAAAAAUCCUCCACAGAGGAAAUGGCUCGAGCCAUCAGCGAUGCUGCAGUAUUUCUGGUGUUCAUGUCAGUGGACUACUCGAAGGACCAGGACUGUGUCACACUGUUCAAGUACGCCAAGCUAACGCUGCGUAAACCUCUAGUUGUGGUUGCUGUGGGCGAGAAUUUUGAAUGGCAGAAAGGGCCUUUGGGGAUGCUGCUUACCGACAUGGUGUUUGUGAACAUGAUCAACUCCAAGCGGGAGGUGUACAAGUCCAAGUUUGAGGAGCUGCUUGGGGCCAUCUCGUCUAAGACUAACAGACCCGUGGGCAAGGCUCCUAUCCCGUCUUGCUUCUUCAGCUACACCUGGGUCAACUCACAGGUCGCUGUCAACCUGGGCACUCGGGAGAUAAAGAGUGCCCUGGGCUAUGGGGACCCCCGAGAAAUCAAGAAAUACCUUGAGGGCCAAGGCAUCAAAUGCUGGAUCGAUGUGGAACGAGUGGGACAGAAUGGUCUGUUUGAUGACAUUGCUGAGGGCUUGCUGAACGCGAAGGUGGUGGUGGUGUGUGUGUCAGACGAGUACGCAGACUCCCCCACAUGCUGUACAGAGUUCCGCUACGCUGCCAACACCCUCAACCUUCCCAUCAUCCUCGCUGUGGUUGGCACGGGUUGCAGGUGGAGGUCUACUGAGGUUGGAGUGCUCUCCCUUAAAUACCCACUGGUGAGUUUCCAGGAGAAGAGUGAGAUGGCGUACACGAAGCUGGUGGAACUUGUUUCGGCCGAGCUCAAUCACGAACCUGUCACCAAGCAACAGAAGAACAAACAGAACGAGGAGACAAAAAACCUCUCUUUCUCUGAGCUGUUUGAGUUGGCCCAGAGAAAGUUGCUUCGUCAGCUGGCAUUCUAUGCCGAGCACCAAGAGAUUGGUACAUACCCGAGGCUGUUUGUUAUCGACUUCAUGAAGUCAAAACAAGGCGUGAACCCAGAUGAGAAGACGGAUGAACAAGAGAGUGAAAAGGAUGGUGAGUCAUCAGCCGAUCAACUCUCUACGCCUAGAAGGACUCUCUCCAAGAAAGUGUCUGACCUGAAGGCAGCCUUCAGAGUGCAGAGAUACUGUGUACUCACACUCUGUGAACAUGAUGAGGGUUGGCAUGUGGCUGCAGACCCAUUGCCAUUGCCUUCAGAUUUUGGUGAAAAUCUGCUGGAUAAGUUCUGUCCCUUUGUGUCUCGUAUGAUGGCAGUGAUGAAGUUUAACAAGAAAUUGCCACUUAACUGCGUUCAACAUGAGAUGGGGGAAGAUUACAUGACAUGGCUAGAAGAGAAUCCAUCAGCUUCAGCAUCAGACUAUCAGCAGAUCUAUCAUGAAUUCAGAGAGAUGGUUAUCACUUCGGAUUCCCAAAAGUCUAUGGGAAAACUAUCCCGAUGCCGCAUGGCCAAUGGAAAGGUAAUCUGGUUGUGUGAGAAACACCAGAGUUCCAUGAAAGUAACAGUACUGAGCUCUGAGGAGGCUGAGACUGCUAGCUCAGAGAAGGUGGGAAACGAUGACAUGACCAUGAUCAACGGGCUUCGUGCAGGCUUCUCGAACACCAACCUGCCUGGAACCACAGGCUUUGCCUCCGAUAUGGCCAAAAGAGACCCUGAAAAAUUGCUGGACAAAAAGUACCAAUCAAACAUCACACGAAUUCAACCAAGUGAUAUAAAACCUGAAACAAGUAGUAAGGACGAGGCUUUUGGCAAAGAAAAGGUUAUGAAAAGCAAAGGAAAGAUGAUCAGAUCAGCUAAGAAAGAAACAGAAAAGGAAUCAGGUCUGCAGCUGAUCCUUCCAUCAGAAAUGGCAAUUGAAAGCAACCAAAGGAAAAAAGAAAGCAAAGAUGCUCACGCAGAAGACGUUCAGAAUGCCUUGGAAACGAAAAUGGAAAUCGCUCAAGAUGUUGGAAAGGUGGGGAAUACAGGUCUCAGCCAAGCUCCAGUACCAGCAAAGGUCAAUGAUCCCAGCCAGGGCCAGUCCGAGCUGGGUACCAGGAGUAACAGCCAGGGCCAGUCCGAGCUGGGCACCAGAAGUAAGACCUUCUUUGGAAAGGAAUCUAAGAAAGAGGUAGAACAAAGCAAGGCUUCGUCAACACAGAUCAGGCCAAGGCUUGAGAGGUCCAUGACACAGGGUUCAAAAGAGAAACUAAAAAGCAAGGCCUGUAUUGUGAUGUAAUAGGUCCUAUUAAGAUUAAGAAAAGGUUGACAGUGAGUGUCACUGAGAGGAAGAUGUCUGAUGUUGCUGCAAAUAAUUCAGUUAUCAUUCCCAAGAAAUAAUGACUCAAUCUCAUUGCAUGAGAUAAUCAAUAUAUUACUUAUUACAAUGACAAUCUUAGUUAAUAUUAUAUUUAUAUGUCAAUCUUGGAGGACAAUACUUCAUUUUUUUUCCCAGGAAAUACUAUCCUCCAAUCCAAUCUCUUCUCGAAGGUAGACAAAAUGCAUUAUAAGCCUCCUGAAAAGCAACUUGUUUUAUUUUUUUGAAACAAAGUCCCUCUUUUAAAUAACAUGCUUGUCUUACUUGGAAAAAAAUGUCCACCUUUUAAUAUGUUUAAAGAAACAGUCUCAGAUGCAAAACACUAUAAUGUCCUAGUCAUAAAUUAUUAACAGCUCUGUUUUUAUGUGACCAAACAAGGAAAUAAAACAAGGUUAAGUACAAUUAUAAGCUUUAGCACACAUACAGCAUUUGUGAACUUAUGGCAUUGUUUUGCAUAUACCACACUGAAGCAAUAUCAUAUGGGUUAUUUUAAACUAGCCCAUAAUUCUAUAAAUCUAAGUGUUUGUUUUUAGCUCACCUGAGUACAUUAGCGUAAAAUACUACCCAUACAGUUUCAAUUGAAUUCACAAAUUGGUCAGACCAGCAUCUUGAUUGUAAUUGUCAAUUGACAAUAAAAAGAAUUAGAUUAUGUUCUGGUGUGGGGCAGUGCUGUGGGUAAUGUUAUUCAACUGACCCAACUGGUCAUUGUCAUUUCUUGUAAUCAGGUGAUCACUUUGGGCCAUCAUGACUUCCUUCAUUAUUUAUUUCUCAACACGGUUGUCAUGUAAGAUAUAUAUAUAUAUAUAUAUAUAUAAUAUAAGGUAAUAUGAUGUCAACAUUAUUGAAAGUUAUAUAACUUGAACAUGUGCUCCCUGCAUUAGAAAUAUCUUUAGUACAAUUUGACCCCCAUCAUUCGAAAAUAGGUCUCAUGCAAUACGCGCCCAGUAUAGCUCAAUACCAGCCUGCACAUCCUGACAGUCUGGUCAUGAGCUACCAUGUCCGCUUAUAAGAGCACAGUACAUAUACCUUGUGUUACUUUAUAGCAGAAAGCGCAGCACCUAACCAGACUGCACAAUUCCACAGGCUGAUCUUGAGCCAUGCUAGAUGCAUUAGGCAUAAGGCCCUUUUUCGCAUGACGCGACUCGUAUGCUGAAAGCAUUGUUUGAUUGGUAGUUUCUUUUAUGUUUGAAAAAGGCAUUUUCUAUGUAAAAGGUAAUUUAUAUGAAUACUAUGAGAAUAAUCAGUUUUUGACAUUUCAAUUUUGUUCAUUAUUGGUUAAAGAAAUAAGCAUAUUGAUUGUCCUGCUAUUGUUUCUUAUCUGUGAUAAACACUCAGAAUUACGGUGUGUUAUAUAUGAUUUAUUAAUUGUUAUUAUAUAUUUUACCUCUACACUGAUCAGAUUUUCUUGAGAUUUUUAUAUACAUGUAGUUAUCAUUAUAACUGUGAUUUUAGUUUCAUCUAAUGAUCUACUUUUGUAAACCAUUUUUCAUCCAACGUAUACAUGCUUUAUAAUCAUGACAUAAACUAGAUGUU
Molecule: messenger RNA, 8118 nt
Organism: Dreissena polymorpha
Lineage: Eukaryota; Metazoa; Mollusca; Bivalvia; Myida; Dreissenidae
Exons: 46
Coding region: 1-6507 (2168 amino acids)
Biological process (GO): signal transduction
Molecular function (GO): calcium ion binding
Source: RefSeq, a predicted model, not a curated record